AUGGCCUUCUCAAGAAACUACAAGCUAGAUCUAAGUUUUGCUAUCACUGCAGCUACCCUCUUGCUUUCUCUCUCGUUGCUCAUCCCCAAAUCAGUUGGGAUAGGGCCAUCUAGCUACAGUGCCACUGAGGAGCUAAGGAAAAUGGUGCUGGGAUCAAGGCCGCCUGGUUGCGUGAACAAAUGCAUGAAUUGCAGGCCUUGUGAAGCCACACUAGUUAUCCCUCCCCACCGGAAAAGGGUGUUUGGAAAAUUGUCUCGUAGAGAAGAUGACACUUACUAUCUUCUCUCAUGGAAAUGCAGGUGCGGAAAUAAGCUGUAUCAACCAUGA
Fraxinus pennsylvanica is the source of this 327-nucleotide messenger RNA. The record is from the annotation of a GenBank genome assembly. Lineage: Eukaryota; Viridiplantae; Streptophyta; Magnoliopsida; Lamiales; Oleaceae.